Messenger RNA from Bicyclus anynana (squinting bush brown), 1182 nucleotides. RefSeq lists its product as uncharacterized. The transcript is spliced from 2 exons. Gene Ontology annotation, molecular function: nucleic acid binding; RNA-DNA hybrid ribonuclease activity. The record is from RefSeq and is a predicted model, not a curated record. Gene Ontology annotation, biological process: DNA replication, removal of RNA primer. Bases 1 to 1161 code for a protein of 386 amino acids. Lineage: Eukaryota; Metazoa; Arthropoda; Insecta; Lepidoptera; Nymphalidae.
AUGAAGUCAUCCCCAACAAAUGCUCUACAGGUUGAAUGUGUUGAUCCUCCGCUGCAUCUCAGGCGACAGUAUCUAUGUGAUAGAUUUAUCAGUAAAACACUUCAGCUUUCUUCCCACCCUCUAUGGUCUAAAUUAACCCAGCUAUCAGUAGUCCUUAGACCUAGUAAUCCCUCUUCAUGUCUCCUUAAUAAUUUUGAAAAAUUUACCAAUCUUCCGCAUCCCUUGUCGUCAUUAUCAAUAAAUCCUUUGUAUUCUACGUCAUAUGAGGCCCUUGUUUACAAUCCUCCUGUGAUUACAGAUCUGGGACUAACCAAAGACGCCCCUGACACCAACACAAAAUUCCAAGAAAUUGUUCAUCAAAAUUGGUCAAAUUACUUGUUCAUCUACACAGAUGCUUCAAAACUCUCCCCUGAAAGUUGUGUUGGUGCAGCCUGCUGGGUUCCCAAAUAUAAAAUAGUUUUGCAAUUUAAAUGUCCUCCAGAAACCUCGGUGUUCACAGGAGAGGCUGUUGCCUUGUUAGAGGCAAUCCUGUUUGCCCGAUCCCAUAACAUAAAACAAACUGUUAUUUUUACUGACUCCCUUAGCUGCUUGUAUUCCAUUAGGGAAAACCCUUUUAGAACAUGGAUACCCAGUCACUCCGGCAUCUCUGGUAAUGAAUCUGCGGACUCUUGUGCUAAGGCAGCUGUACAACUUGGCUCAUUGGAACAUUUUAAAAAUUAUUCACAUGACCUCAGCACCUUAGCAAAAAACUAUUUAGAUAAAUCUUGGCAAUCAUUUUGGAACCAAUCAAAAACCAUUAAAGGUAAAUUCUAUGCCUCAAUUCAACCAGACAUACCCAAGCGACCUUGGUUCUUUCUCCAUAGGUAUGCUGUCAGAUGGGUUACCUCCACAAUAUCCCGUUUAAGACUUGCUCAUGCCUGUACACCUGUCCACUUGAACAAAAUUAGAGUGAGAGAUCACUCUCUGUGCGAAUGUGGUUUGGACGAAGGCUCAGUUUCCCAUAUCCUCUUCUCUUGCCCUAAACUUCUCCACCCCCUAUAUGAUGUUCUCCCUCCUAAAUUUCCACGUCCUUUAAAUGUUGAGUGUUUGUUAAUGUCUGUGUUUAGUCCCUAUUGUAAAUUUAUAUGUAAAUAUAUUCAAUGUAAUAACAUUAAACUGUAAAUAUUAUAUGUGUUAACAAUA